CCCUGUCAUCCUUUCACAGAACCCGCGAUGCAUUCUGUGAGAUGAUUGGAGUGGGACUCCCACUAAAUUGUAUCAGUCCGUCCAUUCCGCAGGCAAGGUUUUCUUGCUCUGUGUCCCAUCCGUCCAUGAAGGAAUAAGUUUACUUUGCCUCAAUGUGUGCUGUUUUUGAUGAUAAUUGUGAUACUCUGUUGGAUUUUACUGUGACAGUUGGUUGAAACUCAGCUUUGCAGACUAGCCAUGAAGACCAACAUUCGCUGCCUGAAACGUUGACGCCAAGGAACAAAACACCAAAGACACUUGCGAUGAGGAGCUACGCACAUUGAAUCGUCAUUGUGUCAUGUGACUGCCAUGAUGCCGAGCGAAGACAAGAAAGCCAGGCAGUCGGAAUCAAACAAAGAAACCAAAGAACUGACAAGACUUCUAGAACUAUUGAACACACCUGCAAGUAAACAACAGUUGCCGUCUCUGGAUUAUGACCCGGCCAACAACAAUAAUAACAACAAUGUCUUGAAGCCCGGGAAUGGGACCCAGCGUCCCGUCAAGUCUGGCUCAUGCCAGCACCAGAGCUCCGAAGCCGUGGCCCUGGAAAGUUUUAGCACAAAAUAUCAAAGCGAAAGGAAUUUCAGCGCACACAAGCAUCGGAAACAUUUUGACCAGAUUUUCUCAGCACUCGUCAAAAGUAGAUUAUGUCAAAUAGAAUGGUCGGUCAGAGCGCCCCCAGAAAAUAUCGUUAGGGUUUUACUGUGCCUUCGAAUGCUCCUGAGGGACCAAGCUUAUCAGAAACUUCUCUUCAAGUCGGAGGGUGUAAAAGUAUUAUCAGAGAAACUGCAAGUUGCCACAGAAAGUUAUCUCAGGAAUGGACAGCAACCGUUUAUGGUGGACAUCCUCAAGGAAAUGACGAAUAUUUUCCAGAAAUUGGCUAGUGAUGAAAAACAGCGGGAUGGGCUGAUUGCAUACGGAGCACACAAGCCACUAGUAUUACUCCUGUCUGCCAGUGACGUCAUGGUACUGCACUGUUCACUCUAUGCACUCAUAAGUAUAGCACAGAGCCCUGAGCCUAGAGCUUUGAUUGGAGAACUGGACUGCAUAGAGACCCUACUGAGAAUCAUCCAAGAAUAUGACAUGCUCUCUAAGAAGUUGGCAGCGGUCUUACUUCGGACUCUGUGCCUUGAGAGCCAAGUCAAGGAACAGGUCAAGAUAUGCGACGGUGUCCCAGUACUGCUGAGUGUCUUACACUGUGAUAACAUCAAGCUGCUCCUAGAUGUGGUGUGGUGUGUCGUCCUGUUGUCUGGAGAUCUUGACACGAGCAACGAUGUUAGAAUCAUGGGCGGCAUUCCAUUACUGCUGUCGCUUCUGCAGGGUAAACAUUUCACGACAGACCGGAUAUCAACCAGCAGCUUACCCAGUGCUAGUUCCUCUGGCCGCAUACAUUCCUUGAACUUCCCCGAAGAAACGGAAGAAGUGCAGCUGUCAGACAAAUUUGCUCUUCAGUCGGCGUGUUGCUCAGCCUUAACAGAACUUGUACUGAAUGACACCAACGGCCAGCAAAUUGUACAGAACAAUGGUAUUUAUUGUCUUGGCAUGCUGAUAUUCCCCAAAACAACCACAAGUGCAAGGGAAGCCGAAGCAAUGACCAAUUUACAGAAAAACGCCUUCCGAACGCUGCGUUUCCUGUUCAGCAUGGAGCGGAAUCGUCAGAUGUUCAAGCGUCUCUUCCCGCCGGACCUCUUUGAGGCGUUCAUCGACGUGGGACACUACGUCAAGGACAUCAGUGCCUACAAUUCAUUGGUGACCAAGGUCAACAGUCUACCGAGGGAGAAGGCACAAGAGAUCAAGCAGACGUUCCAAGAAGUGAAUCAGAACAAGGAACCGUCUAAAUUAAUCUCUGGCUACCUGGUCUAUGAGCACCUUGGCACUGGAGCAUUCGGCAGUGUCUUCAAGGUUAAGAAGAACACAGGGGAGAAUUUCCUGGCCCUGAAGGAGAUUCGCUACAACAACCCGGCCGUGGGGAAGACAAUCAAGGAGAAAGACAAGAGCAUUGAUAGCAUCGUCAGUGAGUUGACCAUCAUCAAGGAACAUCUCAGACAUCCUAACGUGGUCCGGUACUACAGGACAUUCAAAGAAAACGAGAAUCUGUACAUCGUGAUGGAGCUGAUAGAGGGCGCCCCGCUCUACGAACACUUCAACUCCCUCAAGGAGAAAGGUGAGCAGUUCUCAGAGGAGCGCAUCUGGCACAUCUUCUUACAAAUCGUCCUCGCGCUGAGAUACCUUCACAAGGAGAAGAAGAUUGUCCAUCGCGACCUGACGCCAAAUAACAUCAUGCUGGGGGAGAAUGACAAAGUUACUAUCACCGACUUUGGCCUUGCAAGACAGAAGCAGCCAGACGCGAGUAAGAUGACAUCUGUGGUUGGGACCAUUCUUUACAAUUGCCCCGAGAUCAUCCAGAACCAACCCUACGGUGAGAAGGCCGACGUCUGGGCGGCAGGCUGCAUCCUGUACCAGAUGUGCAUGCUCAAGCCACCGUUCUACAGCUCCAACAUGCUAGCCCUGGCUAGUAAGAUAGUAGAGGCUGAUUAUGAGCCUAUACCCGAGGGCAACUACUCCACACUGGUUACGUCUACAAUCAGAAAGUGCUUGACAGCUGACCCCGACAAGCGGCCAGACAUCGUGCAGGUGGGAGGGUUGAUAGCCGACAUCAUGAUGCAGAACAUGGAUGCACUCAGGACCAAUCAGAUCAGCUUGGAGAAGAAACUGGAUCGAGAACGAAAGAGGACCCAGAGACAUCACAACGAGGCCACCAAGAACAUGCAGAACUACCAUCGUCUCUUCCUUGCAUCUCAGGAGAGAUACGACAAGCUGGCCAACUUAGCUGGCAGCGGUGGGGCGUCCAGCAUCAAGAGCGAUUCAGACUCUAAUGACGUCUUUGAAUCCAGUGAUGAACAGCCGCCUCCUAACAGACCACACCACAACGGUUUAAACAGCAGGUCACGCUACGGUCUCCUGCACGACACGGACAAGAGCGUGGAGAGUGGUAUAGAGGAGGAUGAUUCCUGCCUGGGCUGCGAUAGCCUGGAUUCCAGCAGUGGCAGCUCAGUCCUUGGGUCUAGCCUCAAUCUUAGUUCCAGUCAGAGCCGGGGUACGUUUGCCGUGCCCCGCCCACCGACGGUUAACAAGAGCAGUAACGGCGGGAUGCGAUCCCUCACAGUCGACGUGCAAGCUGUUAAUCGCGCCCUGGCUCAACAAGGCUUAGCAUCCCCCAACGAUAUCACAACACCGGUGAAUGACAGAGGCAAGCUACCGCGGUCACAGAGCGGUUCGUUUGUCGAGACUCUCCGGCGACAAUCCUCCACGAGUGGGAAACCCAGACCUCCUUCGGCAGCAGCAACCUUAACCAUCUCCCCCCGCAAGGUGCGACAGAUCAGCGAUCCCGUCUUGAAGAUGCUACACACCAUCCACAAGAUCAUCUUCAUCUGUCAGCUGCCCCCGACCCUAUCCCCUAACCGGCGUAGGGUCAUCGAGAGGUUCAAGAAGGCCCUCUUUGCACCCCAGAGCAGCUCCGUCAACUUGAAGAACGAGCUCAAAAAGUUGGUCAACGGCUCCAAGGAGCUCAUUGAUCUCAACCUGUGCACCACGGAGGCCAGCUAUCUCCUGCGGCAAGCCAGCCACGAGGAGUCCCACAUGCAGGUCAGCGGCGGUGAGAAACCCUCCAGCGCCAGCAGUCUGGACCCCAACGACACCGAGAUAGGCAUCACCUACGAACAGAUGCAGAACUUCAUAGAGAGCGUGCUGGUGGAGUCAGGAUACUACGCCAUGUCACCCAACGCCAGAAAUCGCAGCAUGCCACUCGGCCCGAUCAUCACAAGUCCUCCGACACUGCGACGUAGCAGCUCCUACCAGGUAGGAAUGACCUAGUUGGCCCAGGGACCAAAGUUUUUGAACUUUUUUUAUAUUGUGGAGAGUAACAAGAAAGUAGUAAGCUUAGGCCAAAAAAAAAAAUAAGUCGGU
Messenger RNA from Patiria miniata (bat star), 4005 nucleotides. RefSeq names its product serine/threonine-protein kinase Nek10-like (gene nek10). Lineage: Eukaryota; Metazoa; Echinodermata; Asteroidea; Valvatida; Asterinidae. Gene Ontology annotation, molecular function: protein kinase activity; protein binding; ATP binding. The record is from RefSeq and is a predicted model, not a curated record. Gene Ontology annotation, biological process: protein phosphorylation.